AUGAACCAGCCCUUUAUCCAACUAAACGGUGGGGAUGGCGGUCGUGGUGGCCCCCCUCAUCACCAAGGAUCAGGACCUAGGCCAAUGCAACAGCCUCAAAUGCAGCACGGAUUCCCUCCUCAAGGACAGGCACCUAGGCAGAUGCAUCAGCCUGCGAUGCAGCAUGGCUAUCCACCUCCGCCUCCUCCCCGGGAAGCCAUACCAGUUGACCUUCGGAGUAGUCGCCCAGUCAUUGAAGUGACUGAUAUCCGAGAACAGCUCAUGACCGAGUCUGACAUGCGGCGCAAACUGACCCACUACAAGGCUGUUCGUUUUGAGAAGCUCGCUGGCCAAGAUCUGUAUGACGACGACGAUGGAGAACGCGCCCAGUCCGGUUGGGACAGAGCGAUCAAGACGCAAGUCCAAGGAAUAUCGAGAAAGGAUAUGCUGGACCUGAUUUACCGGCUAGAUAUGACAACCCAGGACGUCACACAAAAGAAGGCUUCAUUAUCCCCAGCACUAUUACGCCAGUUAGACUUUGAACUUGACAAGCUGAGCCGGGAAGACGAUGAUCCGCACAACUACGUCUGGACUCUUGCGCAGAUUGAUCAGCAACUCCAAGAGGUUGAUCCGUACAUUGCCGCGCAGCACGAUGUGGCCACACUUCGUGUGCACAAGACAUCCCGGACAUCAAAGCAUACUUCCAAGAGCAAAAAGAAGUCUUCAAACUCGUCAGCCCCCAGGAAGCAGCAGAAAGUAUAUUGGGAGAGGGUCUCGCUUACUGCCUACUUCAAACGCUCCCCACGCCAGCAAGCCAAUAUACGUUUUCUGUACCAGAUGACCAAAAGGGCUCAGGCUACAACGCAGUUUGGCGGUCCUCAACAACCCAUAGUGAUGAAUUCUCAGGGUAUUCGUCCUGCGGCUGACGGGCCUCCCAAUGGACAAAUGCCAAUGAGAGCGCCGCCUCAUCAAUUCCCAAACGGAGCUCACGGUGGCCCUCAGCAGCAGCCGCCAGUGCCACCACAACACAGGCAUCCAGGGAUGAGAGCAGGAACACAAGCACCCGCGAGGCCAGUUCCGGGUACCAGGGGACCGAUGGCUGGGGUCGUGGCAGUUUCUGAUAGCGAUUCGGAUUCUUCUUCUGACUCUGAUGACGAAUCGAGCGACUCUGAGCAGAGUCGCAGCACCAUGAGGACCGACCCGCCGUCGCCUAUGUUCGUCAACAAGGCUGCACGCAAGCGGGCUCAAGAUCCGCGUCGAAAUCCUAGUCAGCCCCGGAAUUUCAGCCGGUACUAUGGGGUUGAAUCUCAAAAUCGAAGCCGAAAAAGACAGGGGAAAACAUACAUUGCGGAUGCUCAAAGACGAAGAAGCCCUCCGAUGGCUCACCAGCCACCACCACCACCUCCUCCUCCUCCUCCAACAUCAAUCCUGCAUCAGAGAGAGGCUUCUGACGACAUUGAGAGGAUUAAGCACGCAUACGAAACUGGCCGUGCCGAUGAGAGAUAUAUUAGACAGUCGCCAACGCGCCCGCCAGUCAUCACAACAUAUGCGAGCGACAUAGAGCGAUUGAGGAAUAGCGCCUACAACGCCGGAAUGGAGGAUGCCAAGCGCGAAGAUCGUUUCGUCGAGGAAAUAGAGAUCGGAGCAAGACCAAGCCGCGUGGCACGGGUCUAUCAAGCCCCUCGGCCAAAUGUUCGCACUGUUGACCCUCGGGUCCAUGCCAGGGAUGGCCUCCGAGAACAACGCCUAGGCGGCUUUCCUGAUGACAACCUGCCUCGCGUGGACCGGCUAUCGAUGGAUGACCAUGGGUGGGAGUACCACGAAUCACUCCCACGCAGGCCCGAAGUUUCACGCAUGGGACGACCUUAUGGGCACGACACCUUAUAUGAGUCGGAUGGCGAUGAUGAAGACUUCAUUAGUGCUCCGCGGGGUGUUGAGAUCCAUGUUGGCCUAGAACGGCCUUCUCUGAGGGCGAAUUACAGGACCGUUGACCAUCUCGGUCGGCCUCUGGUGUCAAAUGCAAUGGACCUUGGUCAGGACUCGCACACAAACCCUUUCCUUCCCACAUUAUCCCCCGAGAGAGGUCGUUCCUAUGAACGUCGCCGGUGA
This is a messenger RNA of Pestalotiopsis fici W106-1, 2088 nucleotides long. RefSeq lists its product as uncharacterized. The record is from RefSeq and is a predicted model, not a curated record. The coding region runs from base 1 to 2088 and encodes 695 amino acids. The transcript has a single exon. Lineage: Eukaryota; Fungi; Ascomycota; Sordariomycetes; Amphisphaeriales; Sporocadaceae.